AUGUCUGCCGUGCCGCAAGCAAAUGCAAGUGCGCUCUCAUCGUUGGGCAGCACGAGUCUCGAGCAGAUUCUGCGCAUGAGACAGGAACGCAAUCAGCGCACACCGAAGUGUGCACGAUGCCGCAAUCACGGCACUGUGUCCGCACUCAAAGGUUUACUAUCACUUCAUUUCACCUCGUUUAGUGAAUAA
Anisakis simplex (herring worm) is the source of this 189-nucleotide messenger RNA. NCBI's taxonomy places the organism in Eukaryota, Metazoa, Nematoda, Chromadorea, Rhabditida, Anisakidae. The record is from the annotation of a GenBank genome assembly.